CCAGGACAACACCUUUGGCGAUCUCUUAGAAGCCAACAACGUCUCAGCGUGGCUGUCAGGGCACGCGGGGAGAGGAUCUACCUACAUCCGACCAAUACCCGGGCACGAGACUAAGCUGCUAAUCCUAGACACCUUCGAAGAGCACGACAUCUACCGCGUUGCUGCGUUUGACAAUGAUCUGUUCUCAUUCAUGGAUUGCCACCAAGAUAUAUGGCCGUGUGUGCUUAUUACCAACCCAAAGAAUGCGAUGUUGAUUGCGUCCACUGAUCCUUUGGGCCGUCUGCGCGAGUCUACGCAUGUGCGCGUGCUAGUUUUUACAGACAGUGCCAAUCCAAUCAG
This is a messenger RNA of Sphaeroforma arctica JP610, 339 nucleotides long. RefSeq lists its product as hypothetical. Lineage: Eukaryota; Ichthyosporea; Ichthyophonida. The annotation marks the transcript as partial. The record is from RefSeq and is a predicted model, not a curated record. The transcript is spliced from 2 exons.